AUGAUCGACAUUGAGGAUUUCAUUGAGGCCCGCGGGGGCAACCCCGAGAAGAUCAAGGAGUCCCAGCGCCGGAGAGGCGAGUCUGUGGAGCUCGUCGACGAGAUUAUUGAGAUGUGGCAGGUGAAUCGCAAAGCGCAGUACGAGGUCGACCAGAUUGGCACCAGAAUCAACGCCAUCCAGAAGGAGAUCGGACUAAAGAAGAAGAACAAGGAGAAUGCAGAUGAUCUGCUACAACAGAAAACCGACCUGCAAAAGCAGAAGAAGGAUGAAGAGGAGGCAGUUGCGCUAAAACAGGUCGCGCUUCGCAAGAAGGUUGGCCUCGUUGGCAACUACGUGGCCGACAGCGUCCCUGUCAGCGACAAUGAGGACAACAAUGAGAUCGUGCGAACGUGGUCUCCGGAAGGGUUCGAGGCGGGCCAGAAGAAGAAGUUGUCACACCACGAGGUGCUGCUAAGACUCGACGGCUACGACCCCGUGCGUGGUGUGAAGCUAGUCGGACACCGAGGCUACUGCUUGACGGGCUAUGGCAUGUUCCUGAACAUGGCUCUGAUCAACUACGGAAUCCAGUUCCUCUUCGAGCGAGGCUACACCCCGAACCAGCCACCUUUCUUCCUAGAUCGUCAGCAAAUGGCGAAGACUGCCCAGCUUUCUCAGUUCGACGAGGAACUCUACCGUGUCUCAGAGAGCAGCGAGAACACCGCAACAGACCGGUAUCUCAUUGCCACUAGCGAGCAGCCACUCUCCUGCCUCCACUCAGACGAGUGGCUCCUGCCCGGCCAAUUGCCAAUCAAGUAUGCCGGCUACAGCACUUGCUUCCGUAAAGAGGCUGGCAGCCAUGGCCGAGAUGCCUGGGGUGUCUUCCGUGUACACCAGUUCGAGAAGGUGGAGCAGUUUGUGAUCUGCAAGCCGGAGGAUAGCUGGAAACACUUUGACGAGAUGAUUGAGAUCUCAGAAGAGUUCUACAAGUCUCUCGGUCUCCCUUACCAAAUCGUCAGCAUCGUGUCCGGAGCACUAAACAACGCCGCUGCGAAGAAGUACGAUCUUGAGGCAUACUUCCCCUUCCAAGCGGAGUUCAAGGAGCUCGUCUCCUGCUCCAACUGCACAGAUUACCAGACACGCGAGCUUGAGAUUCGCUACGGUACAAAGAAGGGCAAGAACGACAUAGGUGGCACAAGAAAGGAGUAUGUGCAUGCUCUGAAUGCGACCCUAUGUGCAACGGAGCGAACCAUGUGCUGCGUGCUAGAGAACUACCAGACGGAAGACGGCUUCAUUGUGCCGGAGGUACUGAGGAAAUUCAUUCCUGGCCAACCGGAAUUCCUUCCCUUCGUCAAGGAGGCCGAGCAGCCAGGAAAGGCGCUGCCGGUGAGGGAGAAGCAGAAGAAAUGA
Molecule: messenger RNA, 1386 nt
Organism: Phaeoacremonium minimum UCRPA7
Lineage: Eukaryota; Fungi; Ascomycota; Sordariomycetes; Togniniales; Togniniaceae
Product: putative seryl-trna synthetase protein
Exons: 3
Coding region: 1-1386 (461 amino acids)
Biological process (GO): seryl-tRNA aminoacylation
Cellular component (GO): cytosol
Molecular function (GO): serine-tRNA ligase activity; ATP binding; tRNA binding
Source: RefSeq, a predicted model, not a curated record